Messenger RNA from Loxodonta africana (African savanna elephant), 1470 nucleotides. Its product is annotated as glycerophosphodiester phosphodiesterase domain-containing protein 4. NCBI's taxonomy places the organism in Eukaryota, Metazoa, Chordata, Mammalia, Proboscidea, Elephantidae. Gene Ontology annotation, biological process: lipid metabolic process. Gene Ontology annotation, molecular function: glycerophosphodiester phosphodiesterase activity. The record is from RefSeq and is a predicted model, not a curated record. The transcript has 12 exons. Gene Ontology annotation, cellular component: membrane. Bases 1 to 1470 code for a protein of 489 amino acids.
AUGGGAAUCUGGUUCUACUGGUCCAUUGUUUUGUUGUCUCUUUUUGGGAUCCUGACUGCCUACACUUCAUUGCUGUUGGUACUUGGAUUUUUGUUGGUUUGGGAAGGGAACAAACUAUACCUGCACUGGUGCCAUAAGAUCCUGAUUCUGCUAGUGACUGCACUAGCCAUCACUUUGUUGUGGGUUUUAUGCAAAUUAUGGAGAGACAAGUGGCUGAUACUUGGGCUCUCUCUGAAGAUCUUUGCUCCCUACUGGCAUCUGGCCUGCAUAACUUUGAUGAUUAUCCUUUCAUGGCCUGUGUCCUACUACUUGGUCCAGUUGGAAGGAGAAGCUAGAUACAGAAGAUGCAUGAUGCCAUAUUAUGAGAGAGAAAAAACCAAGAGAUGUCAUAUACUCACAAGGUUGAAAGCUCUACAAAUAGUUGUUGGACUGCCUUUUGUUAUUGUCCUUUUGUUUCUCUACAUGAUGCCACUGGGGAUUCAUUCUCCCUGCAUCCAAGAUAAGGAGAAUUUAGGGCCCAAGCCGACCUUCUUUGGACAUAGAGGUGCCCCCAUGUUCGGGCCUGAGAAUACCAUGAUGUCUUUUGAGAAAGCUGUUGAACAUGGAGCCCAUGGGCUAGAGUCUGACGUACGUAUAAGUUACGAUAGUGUGCCUUUCCUCCUGCACGACCAUGACUUCAAGCGAACAACUGAUAUCAGGGAGGUGAUACCCAGUGCUGCCCUCAACAGAAGUGAAUUCUUCACCUGGGAUUUCAUAUCGACUCUGAAUGCAGGCAUAUGGUUUUUGAAGGUAAUAGAACCGUGGGUAAGACAGAGUCCUCAGCUCAACAAACCUGCUCCGAAUCUCUCUGACAAACCAUUUUAUCGUAUGGAACCCCUAUCAGAGGCUGAUAAUGAAAAAGCAAGAAAUCAGAAAAUCCCCAAAUUACGUGAUUUAUUGGAUCUCGCACAGAAGGAAAAAAAAUACGUGAUAUUUGAUCUUACAACCCCUCCACCAAAACAUCCUCACAGAAAUACAUUUGUCCGACUGGUAGUAAGCGUGAUCCUUGACUCUAAAAUUGAGCCACAUCUGAUUUUUUGGUUGCCAAAUUUUGACAGGGACUACGUCAGGUAUAUGGCUCCUGGUUUUCAGCAAGUGGGCCGGUUAUACCCCCUUGACCAACUUUCAAAGGAAAACAUAAGAAUAAUAAAUGUUGACUACAAGGAGUUGUUCUACAACGGCUUGAGAGAUUAUAAAGCCGCUAACAUCACCAUCAACUUAUAUGUCGUCAAUAAGCCUUGGCUCUUCUCACUGGCCUGGUGCUCCAGAAUUCAUUCAGUCACCACAGACAACAUUAAGCUCCUGAGUGAGAUUGAUCACCCUCACUUCUUCAUGGUGAGCUGGUUGCCCAUAUUGUUCUUCCAAGCCUGGUACCAUAGGGAUCUAUGUCCUCCCACCUCACCCUACAUUUCCCACUGUGCAGUCUACUAG